UAAAUAUGACACAUUUAAUUUAUAUACUCUUAAUUAUACUUGUUUUUAUUCUACUCACUAUAACAAAAAAACUCUGUUAACUGCGAAUUCAAUUGCGUUUCAGGCAGCAGGGUUAUCCAGUUUCCUAACCUCUUAUUAGCACUAUAGUACUGUACUAGCAAUAUUACCACUAUUAUAGUUAGCUUAUUUGGGCCAUUGUAUUUUAAAUAUUUGCAUAUCCUGAAUUAUUUGAUCUUUCUCUGUCAUUCACCGUCGUUGGAAUUCUUACUGUUACCCUGCAACAACAGGGCAUGAUAGCUUGUGGGAAAAAAAAACCAAAAAAAAACCACGACAUUCUCAACACAAGUAAUGUUAAUAAGAAUUAGAAUAAAUUGCUUUUGGUUAAGGCAGUGAUAUCUACAGUUUAUAUCUACAUUGUCGUUAAUAAAAAAAGGGAGGGGCAUUUGAAGGGAAUGGGGAAACUGAGACCACGUGAUCAAAAGUUAAUAAACUGCGCGUUUGUCUAUUUUCGGAUGAAUGGUGCUUACUCUCACAACAAAGUAACACGGACAUUGAGCAACCUUUUCAGCGCAAGGAGGAAUUUGAACACAGGUACCAUGCCACCUCAACCAGCUACAAACCUGGGAUAUACCCCUCCUGAUGGCGGAUGGGGAUGGGCAGUUGUUUUCGGUGCUUUCAUUUCCAUAGGAUUCUCCUAUGCUUUCCCUAAAGCUUUAACUAUCUACUUCAAAGAAAUCCAGGAGUACUUUUCCAUUUCCUACAGUGAAAUAGCCUGGCUAUCUUCUAUAAUGUUGGCAGCAAUGUAUAGUGGAGGCCCUGUUAGCAGUAUACUUGUAAACCGCUAUGGCAGCAGGCCUGUGGUCAUCGCUGGCGGAAUCAUGUGUGCAGUUGCAAUGGUAUCUGCCUCUUUUGGCACAAACGUCAUUCACUUGUAUAUCUGCACUGGACUCAUUGGAGGAUUUGGCCUUGCCUUCAAUCUCCAACCAUCUCUGACCAUUAUUGGGAGAUACUUUUUGAAAAGAAGACCAAUAGCUAAUGGCCUCGCCAUGGCAGGAAGUCCAGUCUUCCUUUGUGCCCUGGCCCCCCUAAAUCAAUUCUUGUUUGACACUUUUGGCUGGAGAGGCAGCUUCUUCAUUCUGGGUGCCAUGUUGUUAAACUGUUGCGUGGCUGGUGCUCUCUUUAGGCCUAUUGGAGCACCACCUAACCAAAUCCAGAAAGAGACAGAUAAAGAGCUUAACAUGCCCUGCAAAGAGGACAUUACCAAAGCAGGCACAACCGAAAAAGUUAAUUCCCAAGUUGUAAGCUUGCUGACUGGGAAGGAGCAGCAAGAAAAGCAGGACUGCUGUCAGAAGAUCAGUAAGUUUAUAGAUCUUUCACUUUUCAAACACAGGGGCUUCCUCAUCUACCUUGUAGGAAACAUCAUCAUGUUCUUUGGUUUCUUCGCACCCAUUGUUUUCUUGGCACCAUAUGCCAAGCACCUUGGAAUCGAUGAAUACUCAGCUGCAUUCCUGCUCUCCAUUCUCGCCAUUGUUGACAUGAUUGCCAGACCUGGCACUGGCCUGAUUGCUAACACUAAGUGGAUAAGGCCAAGGAUUCAGUAUUUUUUCAGUUUUUCAGUUGCAUUUAAUGGUGUCUGUCACCUUCUUUGCCCUUUGGCAACAGGAUAUUCAGGACUGGUUGUAUAUGCAGUAAUCUUUGGUUUGGCAUUUGGCAUGGUCUGUGCCUUGCUAUUUGAGACUCUUAUGGACCUUGUGGGAGCACAGCGCUUCUCCAGUGCUGUUGGUCUUGUAACCAUCAUUGAAUGCUGCCCUGUUCUUCUAGGACCUCCACUUGGAGGUGCACUUGUGGAUGCUUUUGAUGACUACAAGUACAUGUACUAUGUGUGUGGAGCUGUUAUGCUGUUUGCUGGCCUUUUUCUUUUUAUUAUGAAUUUUUAUAACUACAGGAUGUUGGAAAAGGAGGAGAAGCAAAGGCAAGACAAAGUGGUGGAGAUGAAGAAUGCAAAAGACUUGCCGAAAGCUGAAGGCGACAAUAUUCAGCACAAAGAUGAUGAGGAAAAUGGAAGACCUUCCAUUGAGGAGGGAGAUAUCGAGAAACAUGAAACAAAACUGAGCCAAGCCUAAAAUAAGAGGGACAUGCCUAAGUAUUGAAAGCAAUACAUCACUGCCUGAAACCAAAUGUUCUGGGCAACCGUCUGCUGUCGAAGUGUCUUCUUACAAUGAGACCAAUAUGGUAAACCACCUUUCAGGGGCCUUAAUGGGACAGCAAGCUCCUGUUUAUUUGUAGUGCAUCCUAGAGAUACGUCUGUGCAAAAGUAUGAAUUUGGGCAAGACAAAUACAGUUUGUAUCCGGUACACACAAAUACCUUAGGGGCAAUAAAUUAUAAAUUUUUUAUUAAAUAAAAAAAAAAAAAAAUUAAUGCAGGCAUGUUAACACUUUUUUAGUAAACAGUAAAAAUGCCUGUUUAGCCCGUUUCACUCUGGCACUCCUACUUGGGUCUAGGUCGGCCAGGGUGUCCUCAGCUCACCGCGCACCAGCGACCCCUGAAGUCUGGCCGGGAGCCUGCGGG
Molecule: messenger RNA, 2569 nt
Organism: Polyodon spathula (Mississippi paddlefish)
Lineage: Eukaryota; Metazoa; Chordata; Actinopteri; Acipenseriformes; Polyodontidae
Product: monocarboxylate transporter 2-like
Exons: 5
Coding region: 453-2123 (556 amino acids)
Biological process (GO): monocarboxylic acid transport; transmembrane transport
Cellular component (GO): membrane
Molecular function (GO): monocarboxylic acid transmembrane transporter activity
Source: RefSeq, a predicted model, not a curated record